Messenger RNA from Paramacrobiotus metropolitanus, 2786 nucleotides. Its product is annotated as high choriolytic enzyme 1-like. NCBI's taxonomy places the organism in Eukaryota, Metazoa, Tardigrada, Eutardigrada, Parachela, Macrobiotidae. Gene Ontology annotation, biological process: proteolysis. The record is from RefSeq and is a predicted model, not a curated record. The transcript has 5 exons. The coding region runs from base 46 to 984 and encodes 312 amino acids. Gene Ontology annotation, molecular function: zinc ion binding; metalloendopeptidase activity.
CGCACACUCGCAAUUCACACUUAGAGUUCCUUCCGUCUGCUCAAAAUGUUUCGCGGAUUGAUAUGUUUUGCUUUAGUUUGGUACUUUAUGUCACAAUGUGUUCUAUCAGUAUCCGACGAGCUACCGACAGACUGGCGGAACAGGCUCCACCCAUCCAUAACAUCCGAAAAACGCAUGUCACAGAGUGAUAUCAUUUGGGUCAACGAUACCAUGGAUAACGGAAUGUUUGCGGCACCCAGCCUCAACGAUACAGCCAGCAGCAGCCUCUAUUGGCCGCGGAACGGACGUUGCAUACCUUAUUCAUUACAUCCUUCCGUUGAUCACAGUCUCCGGAUGCAAAUACAAACUGCCAUGAAAACAAUUGAAAGACGGACAGAAUGCUUGAGCUUCACGCCACGUACCAAUGAAUCCGAGUACAUUCAGAUCACCUCGUAUGAAAGGCAAGGCUGUGAAUCCGAAAUUGGCCGGAAGAUCGGCAGAGCAACACGCACCAACCUGGGAAAAGGUUGCUUGGACCAGGGCACUAUUCUCCAUGAAUUGCUUCAUGCAUUAGGAUUUUACCAUGAACAAAAUCGUCCUGACCGUGACAAGACAACCACAACUACCGCCGUUCCGAAAAAACUCUCUACAGUCAGCAGGACAUCCACGACUAACUCCGCGCCAAGCAACCGUGUUUCUAGUGACGAUCAUGUGACGUCCAACCUGGAUGCGGAGAUAUUGACUAGUGUGCCAAAUUUUAAAGAAUUACCCGCACUCAACCAACAAUUUCCAGUGAGGGCCACUGAUGUUGUUAAAAAAUUUAAUGUGGAUCCGAGUAAUUGGGAGUACUACUUGCCCAUGCAUGUGGACAAGCACUCAGCUAUUCGGAUCCAUUUAGAUCCGAAAUUUAUGCUAGUAGUUUAUCAACGUUAUCAAUGUGAUUGCAGUUCAGGGAACCGUCUACUACAGUUUCCGACCACUCCCAGCCGGACAAAACUUUUAUAGCAUAGCUUUGGGUCGGUUAGUAUUGUACGUCUUCGAUCGUCAGGUCCUUUUAGGACAAGGAGAUUCCCGCUUCGUGUAUGAACACCAAAUACGAACACCUGCACACAGUCUGAUUCGUUUUAACUGUUCUAAAUUGACACACUGGUUGUCGUUUUCGUCCGGACUUGACCUUCCAUAUCUCAAAUUUGGAUACGGUGAAGUUGUGGAAGCUAAUGUUUUAUUUUAUUUUUCCCUCAACACGAAAACUCUUACCAACCCGAGGACCUGGUGGACCGGCGAACCGGACGUCGUAAGCAUUGCCGAUAAUGUCGUUUUUGUUGGUAAAUCCGGUUGGAGCAACCUACCACUUAUGGAAGACCUUUCCCCUCUCCUUUUUGACACAAAUCAGCCUACGCUACUCCAUCCUCUAUUAGACCGAAGUGAGGGCCUGAUCGACCCUGUCACUGCUUGGCUCUACGAAGAGGUUAAGCCAUUUCAACUGCCUGAUGAGGCGAUCUCGGCCCUCACAUAUUCAAUGGACACUCCGGGUUGCGCACUGCACAAGAUCUUGGCCAACCAAACCGACAACAGGCACGUGUAUUUUUACACUUUCAUACCAGCACAUCUAACGGAAGGUUUCAUGGUAAUGGAGAUUUGGCCCAAGGGGCACUAUAGCGGCGUGCAUGAUCAUGGUCGUGCAGUUUCAGUGAUCAAGAUCUUACACGGCACGAUUAAACUGGAGUGGUACAAUCCGAUCGCCAGUUGUUCCGAGAAGCCUGUGCUAGUAAAAUCGCAGGAGUUUUCUGAGGGUGACCUCACGUGGACGAACCCCGAUAUGUACCAAACACACCGGGUGACCAAUGAAGGCGGUAAAACUGUCGUCGUUUUUGUUCAACUCUACCAAAAUGCAGGAUUCAGAGAUCACGUGAAACGAUACCAAGGAAAAUCGGGUAGCCCAUACACUGAUGAUAUAUCAUCCGCGUGGAAUAUACCAUACUCUAAAAUGGACGGCGACAUUAUGCAAGAAUACAGGACUCAACAAUGUUAAAAACUACUUGCAAAUAUCAACAAUGUUUUACGCAUCUACGCUUAUCGAUCUAUUCAGGAAUUGCGAAGUCGGAUGAUUGACAUCAGAAUCUUUCUUUUGGGGUAACGAAAAAUUAAUCAAAUACGUAAAUAUGAUUACAGAGUAUACAGUGCAUUAUGAGCAGAAUCAAGUUGCUUCGCUGGAUUGGUGUGGUGUUGAGAAUAAGCCUAGCAAGUAUCUCAAAUAAUUGUUAUACCAAAAACAAAUAGCUACCUAUUCGCAUAGAAGCUUGAAUUUCAGUGCAGUGCGUUACAUUCUGAUCCAGUUUUAUAAUUCUGAUGUGUCAAGACAAGGCAGUUACAGAUACAUGUUUUGCAUUUUGUUAUGAGCAAUAAAAUCUUCCACACAUUCUACAUAAGUUCGUGAGAAGCUGAAAACACAAAGCGAAUUACACAGCAACAUCUACAGACACAGGCGGGCGAAUAACAGAAAAGAUUUUGUCUAAAUUCGCCGCCGGUGGUGCUGCUCCCAUUAUAAAGAGAUGCUGUACAUGCUGCGUUUACUCGGUGAAUUUCGAUGCUGAUCCGUUGAUGCAGAAACUCUAGUGCUCGCGGUUCGUCUGAUUGCUGCUGGAUCAUCUUUCCUAGCACUUUAAGCAGCCGGGUGGUUUCUGGUCCGAAUGGUCCGUAGGUCUCGAAGGCCAGAGGAGACAACCAGUAAUCCUGGGUGAAGUUGCGGUAUUUCUCGGUCCUGCUCCGCUCGGCUGGCGCUGCUUCAGUCCGGCUCGAAUAGAUAU